AUGGCCGAGGAGGUUUUAAUUCCGUCGGGGAAAAUCACAUCGCAACUGACCGGCUCUUUGUUGGCGGUGGCGUUCCUUACCUCCUUUGGUAGCUCCAUGCUUUAUGGCUACAAUCUGGCAGUGGUCAACUCCCCUGCUGUUUACAUAAAAGACUUCUACAAUAAGACAGCGCUGCGUCGCAAUGGAACAGGCCUCAGUGGGGAGACCCUCACUCUUAUGUACUCUCUCACUGUCUCUAUCUUCGCUAUUGGUGGUCUGCUGGGCUCCCUCAUCGUGGGCAUACUGGUCUCUCGCUUUGGCAGGAAAGGCACAGUGGUAAAUGCAACAGUGUUGGUGUUUAUUGCUGGCUCACUCAUGGGCUUCAGCAGGAUUUGUGGUUCACCUGAGAUGGUCAUCAUUGGCCGCUUCAUCACAGGAAUCCACUCAGGCAUCUCUCUAAGUGUGGUGCCAAUGUACCUGGGCGAGAUAGCACCUAAGAAUCUGCGAGGCUUCCUGGGUCUUGUCCCAAGUAUCUUUAUUGGCACUGGAGUCUUCGCUGCCCAAAUCCUCGGCCUACAUGAGCUUUUAGGAAAGGAGGAGCACUGGCCCCUCUUUCUGUCAGUGAUAGUGGUACCAACUUUUAUCCAGUUGAUGAUGUUGCCAUGGUUCCCAGAGAGUCCCAGGUACCUGCUGAUUGAGAAGCACAACGUCCAUGCCACCAUCACAGCCCUGAAGUGGUACAGAGCCAAGUGUAACAUCCAGGCUGAGAUUGAAGAGAUGCAAGAGGAGCAGCGCUCCCUGUCCUCAAUGGAGACACUGUCAGUAUGGAAACUGUUGCUGGAUGGUACAGUCCGCUGGCAAGUGCUGAGCGUAGUCGUCAUCAACAUCGGCAUGCAACUGUCUGGCAUCGAUGCUAUCUGGUUCUAUACCAAUGACAUCUUUGAGAAUGCGGGUAUCCCAGCAGCAGAGAUCCAGUAUACCACAGCAGGGACUGGAAUUAUAGAGAUCAUCGCUGGACUCAUUGGGUGUUUCUCCAUAGAGAAGCUGGGCAGGAGGCCUCUCAUGAUUGGGGGUUUUUCCGUGAUGGGCAUCUGCAGUGCGGGAAUCACAGUAGCCCUCAUUUUACAGGCUCACCUAUCAUUCAUGCGCUACGUCAGUGUCUGCUGUGUAGUUGGCAUCAUCGCUGGCUUCUGUAUCGGUCCAGCGGGGGUUCCUUUCCUGAUCACAGCAGAGCUGUUUAAACAGUCCCACCGCCCGGCGGCCUACAUUGUUGGAGGAUCACUCAACUGGCUGUCUAACUUCACUGUUGGCUUCGUCUUCCCCUUCUUACAGAUGUCAGCAGGGUCUUACUGCUACUUGGUGUUUUGCACCAUCUGUCUGGCCGUGGCAGUUUAUGUCUACAUUGUGAUCCCAGAGACCAAAAACAAGACAUUCAUGGAGAUCAGCCGGAUGUUCUCUAAGAAGGAGGCAGUGCUUGAGACCCAAGGCCUGGCCCACGUGGACCAGCUAAAACUGAAGAAGAUGAAUGGCUACGGUGGUAUGGAACAUACUUCACUGGAGUUCGACAGUUCUUCUUCUGUACCCUAACUGAGCUCCAGGUUUUCACUGGGACUGCAAAACUAUUCAUUACUUCUCUUUGCCAUUCCACCAUUGUAAUAUGUACACAUUAACCAAACACCACUUAGCCUGGACUCAAUGGGCUCUGGGAGGAUGUACUGUAAAUCAAGCAAUUAAUAUACAGUGCAGUAUGCAGUUCUGGCAUUUGCAGUUGUUUAUUAAUUAUUUUUUUCAGUCUGAGCCAUUAAAGGAAAAGUCCAGCUAAAUUAAACUGGGUCUUAUUUUCAUAGAUUUGGCAGUUCUUCCUAUCAGUACUAAUAAAAUUGUUUUCACCAAACCAGUAGCUGAGAUCUGGGACCAAACUGACAUCACUAAAAGGAAGUCUGAUAGGACAAAAAACAGACCAUCAGAUGGUUGGAAACAAACCUCCAAGUUAGGCAUUUGGAUGGAAAAUCCAUCACAGUUCAUAAACUUACUUCCUGCUUGAUCUUUGACCUACUGUACUUAGUGUAGUUGAGCACAGUUUUCCUGUUCAACAAGGGAUUAUUAGCAACACUUCAGGUGCUCUCACUUUCAGUUUGCCCUUCAAAUGAAGUGGUUUAGAUAAGCUUAAUAAACUUUGGUUAGCGUUUUUGUGCAACUUCACUGUAUAAUUGUCACCAUAUUCCCAGAUCACAACAAUUACUUUGUUGAGUAAAAUGUGAUCACAGCUGUUAGGAAUGAUGGACAAACUGCAAAAAUAAGAUGCAAGUUGUAGUAAACCACACUUGUGCUUUAAUAAACUAUGAAAACAAGCCUUCCAUGGGAGGGAAAGUA
Molecule: messenger RNA, 2352 nt
Organism: Epinephelus lanceolatus (giant grouper)
Lineage: Eukaryota; Metazoa; Chordata; Actinopteri; Perciformes; Serranidae
Gene: slc2a15a
Product: solute carrier family 2 member 15a
Biological process (GO): dehydroascorbic acid transport
Cellular component (GO): plasma membrane
Molecular function (GO): D-glucose transmembrane transporter activity
Source: RefSeq, a predicted model, not a curated record